UUCACGAUUGUGGUGUUGCUCAUCAUCAAUGAGUGCUUGAAUCUGCUCCAGGGAUACUAUGAAGGGACAACCAAGUUUACUCCCUCUUUCUGCUGCUGCAUGCUUCCUAACUCUUCUCUCAUCAUUCCAAUGUGCUCGGUCCUUCACCCACUGCUGUCCAGUCCUUGCUGGGAUCCCAUGUUCAUCAGCUAUCUGCUUCAAGGUCUCCCCAUCUUGUCAUCAAUCAUAUGCAUCAAAGUAGUGAGCACGCUCGGAGGUAUCAGGUUCCUUGAGGCUGUGGUCUUGUUCUGGGGUCUUUGGCGAUUCACAGGAACUCAUUUUUAUCAAAUAAUAGUAAUAUUUGAGUGAGUUAGGGGUGAGGGGGUGAUGAGACUGAGCACGGGUUUGAUGAGGUUGAUGACCUCAUCAAA
This is a messenger RNA of Macroventuria anomochaeta, 410 nucleotides long. RefSeq lists its product as uncharacterized. The transcript has a single exon. Bases 100 to 348 code for a protein of 82 amino acids. The record is from RefSeq and is a predicted model, not a curated record. NCBI's taxonomy places the organism in Eukaryota, Fungi, Ascomycota, Dothideomycetes, Pleosporales, Didymellaceae.